Molecule: messenger RNA, 2430 nt
Organism: Ustilago hordei
Lineage: Eukaryota; Fungi; Basidiomycota; Ustilaginomycetes; Ustilaginales; Ustilaginaceae
Exons: 1
Coding region: 1-2430 (809 amino acids)
Cellular component (GO): cytoplasm
Source: RefSeq, a predicted model, not a curated record
AUGGCUUCACCUCCCCCAGUACCACCGCGUCCUUGCUCUGGGUCAACAGAGAAACCUGCUGUGCCGCCAAAGCCUCUCUCACCAGCACGAAAGAAGCCAGCCAUCCCGCCACGUCCACUCUCCGAUGCAAUUGAAGGGCCCCCAAUCCCUACAAAGCCGAUCGUCCCACAAAGGCCUCCUUCCUACAUGAAGACGAGAUCGACUCUGCGCUUCACGAAUCUCGAAACAGGUGAAAUCGUUUACACCCGCCUUGUCAUUGUUGAGGGCACUUUGGGUCCAGGUAGCCCGAAUGGGAGUCUUAGCGUCAGCAGUGAUGCGAGAUCUGGCUUCAAAGCGUGUACCUGGGAAAUCAACCUGGGCUACUUUAAGGCGCUGGUACCUCUAAUUCCUGGUAACAACGAUCUCAUGUUCUCCUGGUGUCGCUCCGAUUCGGACGAGCGCGGCGCGGAGAAUGUGAAAGUGGUAUACGAUCGCCCGACACCCGCUCCACAUGUUCAUCUCGCUAUCGUCGCGGCCUCUGACUCCCCGGUGUGGCGGAACGAUGGACGAAAGUCUCCAAGCGUGCCCCGUAAGCCGACGAGUCAGACCGCAUCAAACCACAUAUCGAAAGACGAUAAGAUGUCGCGCUUUCUCUCCAAGGCGACGGACAAGCUCGAUUUGGCACCUGUAUCCCACGGCGAGCCGCUGGACGAGAGCGAGCGUGCAAUCGUAGAUGCGCCCCCAGGUCAUAGACGGGAAGUGCUGAGAGUCGGUGCACUCGCUGAAGUCAAGCGUCGUGUUGCUCUUCAAGCGUACCUUUGGCAGGCGUUCCACGCAGAGCAGAUGCGGCGACAUGGGAUGGGUCGCCGCGCAUUCCAACUCGAUGAUACCUAUUAUGAUCCGUCACCAGGCUCUUCGGCUCAAGAGGGACAUGCGUUGGAGCUCUUGCCUCGGAUUCAUUUGCUGAGAUCAAACCGCACAUUGAGCGAGUUUAGGGAUCCUGACAAUGCCCAACAAUACCCCAAUGCUCGUAACGGUGGAGCACAGCAUCAAUUCGCUGCCGAGGCACUUCAGGACCCUUCGACUCCACAAGAGCUUCGUUGGUCACCUGUCGCUGUGUUGACACUCGACACUAUCUAUGACCCCAGAAUGCGCCUCAUCCGCGGACACGCUGCUGUUGGUGCCGGUGCUUCGGGGCAACUCUCCCAUGGUGUAAUGGGCAGUCAUUGGCUCUGGGCGGCUCCCUCUUCUCUCGACGCUGUCACUGCCGCGUUCCUCGACACGGAGCGCACUGACGAGUCGUGUUGUGUCAACGACCUUGGGGAAUGCGAAACAGCUUGGCAGACCCUUAAUAUUGGAUCAGGGGCGUUUGCUCAUGAGCUUGGUCACGCUCUGAACAAUCCGCAUUGGGAGUCUGGACUCAUGGCGAGAGGCUAUGUUGAGUUUAACAGAGCCUUCAUGACCCGCGAACCUGGAUGUCGAAGGAACGGCGUCCCAAGUGGACGCUUCUUUGCACCAAUACACGAAGGCAAUGACGACAAGCACAACCACCUCCAUCGAGCUCAAGCAACCAGAGCACGCUGGCAUCCCUGUUUCUACAUACCCACAGACCCGCCAUUACCGUAUCUCACUUCGAAUGAUCAGGCAACUUGGGCUCAGUGGAACGAGAAUGAGCCUUCCUGGACAAGCACGCCGGAUGGUGCUCUGUUGAAGUGCGGCUCGGGCAUUGGCUCGCUGGAGAUCGAAUUCAACGAUGCAUGCAAAACCCAUGUCGAGUGGCUAAAUCUCAUUCCAGGAGACACAGACACACAGAUGCCACCCAGGGAGACCCUGAUAGACGCAGCAUACCUCAGUCAGUUGGUCGGAUUCGAUGUCAGCCAUCCGAGCUCACCUCGGGUGAAGCUGAACGCAGUAGCCUGCAAUAUGCGACAAGCUGAGCUCGAAGACUUCAGAGAGAAUGGAGUCGCUAGACCUGUUAACAUUAAUGGCUUUGACUCUGGCAAAUGGCAGGUCUUCAAAACAAUGCAUCAUGGUCGUAUGGGAGACGCAGAUCAGCUAUGGAAGCUCUUGUUUCCGCACGAGAACGACAAGUAUCCUGAAGCACGGCUUGUCGCUGUUAAAAUCUACAGUGGGGCCUGUGUGGAUGGACUUGUCUUCGACUAUGGACCUACUGUGGGCCAAGUUCAAUUCGGACCCUGCGAAGGUGGUGAGUGCUUCAGGUUCGAGCUGAGACCAGGCGAAGGGAUUCAACGCAUCAAAGUUAGAGCUGGUUGGUGGCUAGACGCUUGCGAAAUAGUGCUGACAACUGGUAGAUCUAGUGGGAUGAGAGGUAACACAACCGGUGGAUCAUUACGAGUGUUAGAGCCACCCGGUCAGGAUGGUCGCAUCGUGGGAUUGUAUGGUACGAGCGGCGAUUGGAUGAACAGCAUCGGGGCCUUCGUGAGUUCUUAG